UUCUAAAAUUCAACAUCGCGUUCGAAGAGUAGACAAUUUUGCUUCGAUCUGUAAACCGAGAAGGAACAACAAUGGAGAGGAAGAAGAAGAUGCAGCAGCAGGCCGUCAAUGGAAACGACGCCGUACAAUCACCGUCCCCAUCUUCAUCGCCAUGGCAAGCCUUUCUGGUGCAUCUUCUAUCCGGAUUAGGGCUUGCGUCAGCUUUGGGGGUGGCCCACAAGUUCUACUCCGUCAAUCUCGUCUCCGAUCCUCUUCAUACGCUCCGCCUUAUAUGGGUUAUUGAAGCCCCAAUUGUGAUUCUUAUUUACAGUAUGUUCCGGAGUAAUCCAAAACAAUGCUCGUAUUGGAAAGCUGUAGGACGUGGCAUUUUGGGGCUUCCUGUUGGGGCGGUAGUGAACGCGCUUGGAGCUAUUGCGUUGGGAGCUCCUGUUGGCCCUAAGUAUUUCCUCAAGACCGUUAACUGGUCACUAUUGAUGUCAUUGUUUACUGUUGUCCCUGCAGCUUCUGUUUUUGGUUCGUCAUGGACAGACUGGAUACGAUUAUUUGGACACACGAAGCCAAGUGGAUCUAUUGAUUACAUGAUCUGUCUACCUGCUCAUGGAGCUGUUAUUGGAGCUUGGUUUGGGGCUUGGCCCAUGCCACUUGAUUGGGAUAGGCCAUGGCAGGAAUGGCCUAUUUGCGUGAGUUAUGGGGCUAUCGCCGGGUGCUUGAUUGCAAUGAUGGCAUCUUUCGGCCUUGUUCUCCUCCGUGGUGAACGGCAGCAUUUCAAAGGAGAAUAAUUGUGUAAAAACUCAAGCGUGCAACGACAAGGUCAAGACUAUGGCAGCAAAUGCAAAAUUCUUCCUACUCUGGUUAUAGUAAUCGAUGCUUUCUGUGGCAUAAGCACUGACACAGAGAUUUUCAUGCCUCAACAUAAUGGUCCUAACCAAUUACAGUAUACCCUUGUUGCUGGGCUUCUGAGAUUCUCAUCGAUUUUUGAAGAGUUUUCACAGCUACCUUCGUCACGCUUUGUUAUUUUGUAUUCUUUUGACGCAAAACUAACGCUGACCUGAGUUUUAGCAUAGGGUAAUCUUUUCUCUAACAAGCCAUUCAAAAAAAUCUCUUCUCUAACAAUUUACUCCGUCAGAUCAUACUCUUUAGCAGAAUUCUUUGUUUGGUGAUCAUUGUUGUCAUGCAAAACAGUACAUUUCAUGUUAUGAUUUUGGCUUGUUAAUUAAGGUGACAGGAUGGUUCUUUA
Messenger RNA from Rhododendron vialii, 1237 nucleotides. RefSeq names its product PIGF/3-ketodihydrosphingosine reductase fusion protein. NCBI's taxonomy places the organism in Eukaryota, Viridiplantae, Streptophyta, Magnoliopsida, Ericales, Ericaceae. Gene Ontology annotation, cellular component: endoplasmic reticulum membrane. The transcript is spliced from 8 exons. The record is from RefSeq and is a predicted model, not a curated record. Bases 72 to 779 code for a protein of 235 amino acids. Gene Ontology annotation, biological process: GPI anchor biosynthetic process.